Carcharodon carcharias (great white shark) is the source of this 5700-nucleotide messenger RNA. RefSeq names its product protein shisa-2-like. Lineage: Eukaryota; Metazoa; Chordata; Chondrichthyes; Lamniformes; Lamnidae. The transcript has 2 exons. The coding region runs from base 773 to 1666 and encodes 297 amino acids. The record is from RefSeq and is a predicted model, not a curated record.
AGAGGGUGGGGGAACGAGUGCGACUGGGAUACUGCAGCUCAGAGGGUUACAUUCGCCUCGGAGCUGAGACUGCUGCAGCAUCGCCAGUCUUAUCCAAGCACAUGGAUGUAAAAGAGGCGAGAAUCUCCCAGAGUCCGUGCUAACAGACAGAGCGGGCUUUUUGGGUUUUUUUGCAGCAAGAAAAGUUGACAAGCCCUUGGCACAGAUGUAGCUCAGGGACCCUGUGCGAAAAUGCAGUAGCAACAGUGUCUUCCAGUCGGGUCUGGCGGAUUAUCAUUGUGAGCAGUGAAGGAAGAGUUAGAGGUGAUGCACACGGGUCUUGGCUGUAGACAGGGAGGGAGCCGCCGAUCGCCGGCGCCUGGAGACUUGGAUUGAAGCGACGCUUCAUUUCUUCCUGAAAGAAGUCGCUCCUGUUUUGCUUCUUGUUGCUACUCCGAGCCAAGAAACAACGUGAAUAUGUUGGCAAAAGGAAAUGUGUUAUCUCCUGUGCUUCAUGAAAACCAAAAACUAAAUUAAAUUCUGUUGCGAACCGUGACUCUCUCUGCCCUGGGUGAAGAUGGGGAGUGAAAUGUAUGUACCUGCAGUUUGGUUUGCUGUUUAAACAUAUUUCCUAGUGGAUGUGACGCUGGGGUAUCUCGGCUUUUCUUUUCUGAUCCCAGAACUUUUGAUGAUGUUUUAGGAGCGGAGGGAGUCCGUGCGAAGGGCACUGCAUUGUGUGUUUGUGUUGCCUGCCUCUAUUGUUUGACCUGACCUGUGAUUCCUAGCCGUUUGGAUGGGGUUGAUGAUGAGGUGCAGGCUGCCCCCGGGCUGCCUCCUCCUGUUCCUCGCUGCUUCCUUGGCGGGCCCGGCUCCGGCCAGCGGCAGCGGGGAGUAUUGCCACGGCUGGCUGGACUCUCAGGGGAGUUGGCACCAAGGCUUCCAGUGUCCCGAGCGCUUCGACGCGGGCUCGGCCACCAUCUGCUGUGGCUCUUGUUCCCUGCGCUACUGCUGCUCCAGCACCGAGGCCAGGCUGGACCAGGGCCACUGUAACAACGACCAACCGGCCGUCAGCGGCGACGACCAAGCCGGCAGCGAGGGCAGAGACAGCAGUAACUCCUCGGCAGUGCCGAUCUAUGUGCCUUUCCUCAUUGUUGGCUCUGUGUUUGUAGCCUUUGUCAUCGUGGGCUCAUUUGUGGCAGCUUGCUGCUGCAGGUGCCUCAAGCCCAAGCAAGAACCACAACAGAGCAGAGCUCCAACAGAAAAUCGCCUUAUGGAAACUAUCCCUAUGAUCUCAAGUUCUGGCAAUCCCAGAGGAUCCUCAUCACGGCAGUCCAGCACCGCUGCCAGCUCCAGCUCUAGUGCCAACUCAGGGGCUCGGGCUCCCCCUCUAAGGACACAGACAAACUGCUGUCUGCCGACAGAAGGGACAAUGAAUAAUAUAUACUUGAAUAUGCCACCUAAUUUCUCAAUGAUGAACUGCCAGCAAGCUCCACAGAUUUUGCCACAUCAGGCUCAGUUUUUACACCCUCAGUAUUUGGGUUAUGCUGUUCAACAUGACUCUUUGGCAAUGACCCCUACUCCUCCUUACAUAGAUGGACUGCAGAAUGGUUUUCGACAAAUGCAGACUCCCUUCCCUCACGUCAGUGGGAAUACCGAACAGAUGGUGUAUACAACAGUAACUGUUUAGAAAGAUGCUUCUCAAUUUUUGUAACUUCUGCUAUGAGGUGGCCACUUUUUUGAAAUAUGAGAAACAUAACUCGAUUUGAGCCUUUUGUAAGCAAUUAGUUUGUCAAAUUUGUCUCAGGUGAGAUGGCAAAAAAAAUCUUUAUCAUGUGUACAUGGAAAAAACGUUUUAAACUUUGCUAUCCUGUUGAUGAUCCUGUGACUAUCUGAUGGUUAGUGCUGUCAUGUUGAUGCUCAUGGGAGGAUCUGAUGGUUAGUUCUGCCCUAUAUUGAUCCUGAGAGUACCUGAUGAUUAGUGCUUCCCUACUGAAGCUCCUGGGUAUACCUGGUGGUAUUCUUGAUCUUGAGAGUACAUGAUUGUCAGUGCUACCUGGAGUUACUGUUGGUGGUGGGUACUAUAGCAUGUACAAAAAUGGGAUUGUACAUUGGUCAGUGUUGCCCAUUGAUGAGUCCUGCCCCACUGAAAACUGGAUGUACAUGAUAGUCAAUAUUGUCUCUGAUGGUUCUGGCAGUCCGUGCAGCUAGUCCUGUUCCAUUGCUUACAAGAAGACAGUGUGACUGCACUGAUGAUCACACAUUAGAGUUCACAGUGGGCGUGGGCAGUAAAACAUCAGCCCAGAUCUUCAAGGCUCUGGAUAGUUGGAGACCGGAUGUAGCCCCAUUAUGGGACUGCUCAGAAGUCCAAACACUGACUCAGUGGGAAUUGCUUGGGGUGUUUGAACUUCCAAUGGGCAAUUCCCCUGCUGUCCAGCAUCCUCUGAAAAAAUCUGCAACUCUUGAGUUAGAGUUGGAGAUGUCGGACAGUUCCAAAUUACUUACCUGGAUAGUUACCUAGGAAUUCUAAGAUAGAAAUCCUAGUCUAACCAUACAACGGACUCCCUCACCACCACCACCACACCCCCCCGCCCCUGCCAACCUGAGCUGACCCGAUCUCAUCACUCAAUGCCCCCCCCGGCCCCUUGGUCUUACACUCCAACCCGACCUUACCUCACCACCUGACUCCACACCCCGACCCCCCUGAAUUACCCUCCUGACCCCCACCCUAACCCAAUCUCAUCACUGUACGCAGCUGCAACCCUACCACCUUACCCACUUAGCUCACCCACCCUACCCCCUUACACACUUACCUUCUCUCUGUAGCUUUGGGACAUGUAAACUCUUUACUUACAAAACACAGCAGCUAGUGCUGUAAAAAGGGGGCCAGGGGGGAGGGGGGUGAAGUGCGUGGCUUCUGCUCAGAUUCUUCCAUCUGUUCCCUCUGACAUCUUCUACGCUGAGUCAGUUUGGAAGGAUCCUCCAUUGGCAGAUUGCCCAGAAAAAUCAGAGCAAGGUAAGUGGUUAUUUUUUGUCUGAUAAGGGUCAGAAAUAGGGGUUCCAUUCCUGAAUGGAAGAUUUGAGCUGUAUCUUGCCUGGUCACUAUAUUAAAUAGAGAACUGUUCUGAUAAGUGACUACACUGUGUAUCCCUCUUCUAUACUGAAAACAGUUCUAUUUCAUAAAACCAUGUGCUGAUUGUCAAGAAUGUCUUAUACUUGCCAACUUCAACACUGCUGCUUUCAAAAAUGGUCAGUCAAUUCCUUUAGAGAAUAAGAGAAUGUCUUGGGUACACCAAAUUUCAGUUGGUUGUGCAGGAUCACAAUUCAGUCCAAAAAAAAGGGAAAAUGCAAAUACAUAUAGAAUGUUACUAAAAAAUGUAUUUAAAUCUUAAGCGAGUUUGACUACAAAUUUGAACUGUGAAGUUUUCUAGCACCUUGGCUGCAGCAGUGGAAAAACAUUGCCUUUACAUGGCCAAUUCUGCUGAUGGCAAUCCAUUCAACAGUAGGGGAGAGUGCCAUAGUCCUUUUAUCAAAUUCAUCUGACAGUUUUCUGAUAAAUUAACUAUAGUCUAAGGGGUUCAUACUUGCCUUCAUUUCAUUCAGCAGCUAAGUAUGUCUAAAAUUGCAUAGUUGUAUAAAUUUUGAAGGAAGAAUAAAUUAACCUGAAAUUUAAUUUUAAUUCCAUUGCGAGGUUGUGUCAGUUCCCAGCUCAGUAAAUUUAAUUUGGUCAUUGUUCUCAGUUAAUUCAGAGAAUUUUCCAAAUAAAUCCAGUGUUUAGUUCCUUCUCAUUUAUUUAAAAUAAUUUGUACAAGGAAUUUUACUUGUGAUGGUUGUAUUUAUUGGAACCCUUACCAGUAGACAGCAAUUGGAGAUUUUAGUUCAGAAUUGGUUUGUUUUGAAUAUUCAAAUAUUAUAGUAUUUAAGUUACCUGUAUUUUAUAAUAUUCACAUUUCAACAAAAUGUUCAAAAGAAUUCCAAAACAGGACACAAAUGUUGGUUCUUUUUUGAAAUGGUACUGUAAAAUAUAGUUUGUAAGUUGCAGCAGUAUAUACUCCCUGAUUUUAAUGGUUGAUAUUGUGGUAGAAACUGUACGAACAGCAAUGAUGGAGCAGCUUUUACACUGGAUUACCUUGCCAUAUGAAUGAAGUAUAGACUAAUGUAUACUCAACUUUAUUUCAGUUUUUGCAGCAAAAACAUGCAUUUAACUCUCUGUGCAGAAAUCCUUAGGGAUAGCAUUUGGGUGUGGAGGCCAUCCAUCAUAAGUUUCUUUUUAAAACUAAUGCAUUUUUGUAAAAUCAACUGUUACCAUUUAUAAGACAAUGUAAUUAAACCCUUCAGUAAUCCAAACAUCUAUUCAUUAUUUGCAUUGAGAGUGAAACCUAUGCAAACAAGAGAACUUUAUACAAGAGAAUCCAAUGAUGUAUGUAAAGAUGACAAAACAAUUAACAGGUUAACUUGUAUACCAGGGAAUUUGUUGUACUUAGCUGAUGUAAGAGGUUAUAUGACAUGUAUUUGAAAAUUAUUUAUUCAGUUAUGUCAUACUUAAUUUCUUUUGAAUACAGCAAUAGUUACAAACAGAAUGUCCUGCUUUGUGGAAAAUCAUAUGGUUCCUUUCUGUAUUUUGGAGAAUUAUUGAAAAAACAAGUGUCUUUAUUUUUACCUCUUGUUCCCCCCACCUCCAAGCCCCCCAUCCUACCAACACCACCAAACAUUCAUGGCAUUGUUCAAUGGAACAGUUCAGCCCACAUGGCUGUCCUUUAUGAAGUUGCUGUUCUUCCAGGAGUCAUUUGAGUGUUGGGAGUAUAAGGCUCGUCUUUAGUUUUCCAUCCUCCUUCUGACACUGAUUUAAUUCUUCCCUACAGAGGAAAGUUAAAUAGAAAACAUGGAUGUAAACUCAAGCUUGAGGGCCCACACCUCCUUCCUCUUAAUUUUCAUGAGUUUAUCAAAGCAUUCCACUUUCUCCUCCAUUCUCCACUCCACCCUGUUCAUUCACCAUGCGCAAUCAGGCGGUUUUCUGAUCCCAACCUUUUCCAAAUUUCAUGUGAGUGUUUCAUGAGCUAGCCACAACAAUGUGUGAAAUCAGUUGUGGGGAUAGGUAAUAGGAAGUCAAACCUGGAUGCUGUGGUGACCUCGGGUAGUAUGUUGAUGUUUCAUGACACUGCACAACUUAAAUUCAGGGAAAAGUUAGUAUUUCAGAAUAUAGUGAUGUUAGAAUGCUGUCCUCUCAUGUGUUAAUCAGUGACUAAAACAGUCUUUCAAUUUAACCCAAAAUGAACAGGAAAUUCUUGGCCCAGGAGACUACAGAGCUUCUGUUAGUCUUUGGAACUGGAGCAACUUUAUUGGCUUUGGUCCAAUUUUCUGUUCAGCUAAGAAAGUUGGACCAAAUGAGCACUUGCUGCAAAAGUACAGAGCCUCAUGAGCCAUAGCGGUCAGUGUGCACUUCACAUUGUGCUCAAUGAUUUCUCGGUGAACCCCUCUCAGGUGAAACUCUUUGCUACAGCUUAUUUUGUAAUAUAGAAAUAAGAAAAAUAAUUUUUGUGUAGAAAUGUUGCAAGAGAAAGAGCAACUGAACUCUGUAUUUCCCUUAAGCUAAUGUUGUACACUAUUUGUGUAAAAUAUACCACUGACUACAGUACAGACAAGUCUGUAAUAUUCCAAAGGACAUUUAAGUGUAUUUCUUGAUACAGAACCAAAAUUACAUUUUCAUAAUAAACUGUUAAUUAU